Messenger RNA from Strongyloides ratti, 570 nucleotides. RefSeq names its product Transposase, ISXO2-like domain-containing protein. The transcript is spliced from 2 exons. NCBI's taxonomy places the organism in Eukaryota, Metazoa, Nematoda, Chromadorea, Rhabditida, Strongyloididae. The record is from RefSeq and is a predicted model, not a curated record. Bases 1 to 570 code for a protein of 189 amino acids.
AUGGCUUUAAUACCACCAAUGGACUCUCUAAACAACAUUUUCUUCGACGAAGAGGCAGCACUCAAAUUUCUCCAAGACGAGAAAAUAAUUAGAAAGGAAAUAGAAUGUUCUGCAUGCGGAAGCUCAACUACUUUUCGAAGAGCGAAACUUCUCUUCAGAUGCACGAAAAAAAGUUGCAGAAAAAGCAUAAGUGCCAAGAACGAAACGUUUUUCGCUGGCCAGUGCCUUUCGCUUGGCGAGAUUCUUCACAUGGCUUACCUAUGGUUGUGGAAGAAUCCAGUAAACUCCAUAAAAGGCGGUGUGGAAAAAACGGCAGAAAGACGCGUUUUUGCUGUUCCUGUUGAAAAACGAGACAGUGAAACGCUUCUUGAAGUCAUUAAGAAGCACGUCAAACCUGGCUCUAUCAUUCACACCGAUUUUUGGCAAGGUUACGAAAGAAUUGAGGAUAUUUUGAGAUUCAAGCACUAUACGGUAAACCAUGGUGUUAAUUUUAAAGAUCCGGAAACUGGCGUCCACACGAACACUAUAGAAGGAACGUGGAAUGGCUUCAAACUACUAAUUCCGGCAUGA